UUCAUUUUCAGCCCCAUCAUUUCAACUUCACACAUCAAAAAACACACAAACCACAAACUCAUUUUCAUACCAAACCCAUUUCAUACCCGUCUCUGCAACUUCACACACCAGAAAGCAAAAAAAAGAAAACAUUUUGUAUGUAUAUACGACAGUGGUGUUCCUCGUCAACCACCUCAUACCCCUUGCCGAAAUCCAGUCUUUAAUUAAAAAAUUGAGAACCAUCAUAAUCUUGACAUACCCCUCAUCUCCUCGGUGGUGGUAAUUGACAAGGAAAUAACGGUAAUAGCGUUUAAGACAAUGGUGGUUGUGAUGGAGGUGGCGAUUAGUGAUGAGUUGGGAUUGGACUUGUGUGUGUGAUUUUGGAGCUGAUUUGCGACGGCAAUAAUGAAUUCACAAAUUGGCGCCCGCGCUAUGCCUCGCAUCGGUGAUUGACGACUCGUCAGUACUGUUGCCGCAGACGCCUUGACGAAGCAGGUUACCUCAAGAUCUCCGACUUCGGCCUUCUCCACCCUAUCGGAUUAGCUCGACUGCCCCCCUGCUCCUCUGCCAGAACCAUUCGACGGAGCUUGGUUCGUCACCGGCAACGGAGCCCUUUGCUUCAUCGGCUUUUUUACUGCCCUCCAUGUUUUUAGCAAGCUCUACUGCUACCGAUCUGGUGCCGCACGAGGUUGUUGACAAUGGAUAUUCAAGGCCAAACCCCUAUCAUCGAUCUGGCCGACGCUUGUUUGGCUCCCCCGUGUGGCUGUUUGUAUGCGUGUAUAUAUCUAUAUACAUAUAUGCGUGUGUGUAUAUGUUUGGUUGUUUUAUAUAUCUAUAUUGAUAUAUAUGUGUGUAAUUUUAAGGAGUUUGUUUUGGGUGGUGGUGGUGGUCCGAUAGUUCUGUUUAAGGUUGAAUUAGGGAUGAUAAUAGUUCGAGGAGAAAGAAGAGGAAGGUGUAUGUUAGGGUAGUUUGGUUACAAAAAUAGUUAACAAGAGAUCAAAUGGUAGUAUAAUUAUUUAAUAUCUCAAAAGUAUUAUGAGUCACAAAAAAAAAUUGACAUAGUUGACAUUUGAAAUAUAAGUGAAAUAUUAACUAUUAAUUUAAAUAUAAGUGAAAUUAAAAAUUAAAAUGUUAAUUUAUGUGUAAAAUGAUGACUGUAAUUCACCCAAAAAAAAAAAGAAAAAAGAAAAUUGAAACAAAUGAUACUUUUUACUGUCGCUUCUCCCGCGCUUACCUAAUUGGCGCGCAAGGUCCCACAAUCCAACAUGUUCACUCCUCACGCAGGUGGUCCCCACUCACCACCUCCGAAUAGUCGUCGUUUAAACGAGUGCAUACACAGUUAUACACACACAUGGUUUAAGAGAGAAACCCUCGUAUGCCGUUCGUUAGGGCUUCGUCUAAACCUCGAACGAUUCAGCUUGAAGGAUGGCUUUUUGGGGAAUUGAAGUUAAACCCGGUAAACCGUUCAGUCAUUUGUUUGAUAUAGCGAGAGGAAAACUCCACAUUUCCCAGGCGACAUUGGGAAUCGGUUCCUCGACAAAGAAGAGUUUAGUUCAGUGUAAUGUAGGAGAUAAGAGCCCUGUUUUUCUAUGCGCUUUGUUGCCCAAUAAGACUGAGUCUUGCCAUUUGGAUUUGGAAUUUGAGGAGGCUGAUGAAGUUCUUUUCUCAGUUAUUGGUCCUCGAAGUGUUCACCUCACUGGUUACUAUGUGGGAAAUAGCCGGCAUUCAAAUUUAAAUGAUGAUACAGAUUCCUAUGGGGAGGAUAUUGCAAACACUGAGACAGAGGAAUCUAAUCAUCGCAGUGAUGAAGACGAAUACGACGAUAGUUUUAUUGAUGAUAGUGAUGCAAAAGUUAUCCCACAUUCGCCCGUUUCAAGUGAUGGAGUGGUUGAUGAGGAGAUGCUGGAUAACAAGAAGCCAAAGGACAGGAAAGGCAGCCGUAAACGACUUAAGAAGAAAUGCCAGUCUGUUGAGUCAGAUGAUGACAGUAGUUUUUUACAGAAAAAAAUUGGCAAUGGUAGUAGGAAUGUUCCAGGACCAGAAAGUGAAGGGGAAGACAAUUGCCCCAUUCCAUCUCUAUACAAGUGUAAAUCAAAUGAGACAAAUGUGGUAUUGAGAGCAGAAGAAAAUGCUGACAGGGUAAUAGGUGAGACGGGCUACAAGACAGAAAACAAUGGCACAUGUGCAAAGACUGAAGAUGAUGGCACUCCUGUCAUUGAAUCAAAAGGAAAACCUAAUGUAGUUAUAGAUGGUGAGCCAGAAAGGGAAAGGGACCCGCAAUAUAGUUCUAUGCAGCCAUGUGAUGAAGUGAGCUCUGAGAAUGACUCAGAGCCAAAGAAGAAAAAACAAGUACACAGUGAGGGAAAAACUCCUGAAAUUGGUAGUAUUAAUGUUAGCAAUGCGUUCAAUGAGGAUAAAAUGCAGCACGAAGAGGCAAACACUGAGAGUAUCAGCCAGUAUCUGCUUGUUAGAAAUGAACAAGAUGAGAAGCUAGCCACUGAUAAAGGAUCAAACCUGACAUAUAAUUCCUUGUCCAAUUCUACUGAAUUGGGCACUGGAAUCUGUACAAAGCCUAAGAAGAAAAGGAAAGAACGAUCUGAGGGAAAAACUCUGGAGUCCAAUAGUUCUAGACAUUGCAGUGCCCUUGAAGAGUAUAAAACCCAUCAAGAUGAAGCAAAGGGUAAUACCACGGACCAUGAGCUUGUGAGAAAUAAGAACAAACCGAAGCCAGCCACUAAUAAGGGAACUGACUCGUCAUAUAAUUCCUUGCUGUCUUCUGCUGAAGUGGGCUCUGAAAAUGGCACAAAGUGGAAGAAGAGAAGGAAAGAUCGGGCCGAGGGGAAAUCUCUUGAGGUUAGCAGUGCAAACCAUAGUAAUAUUCUCUAUGAAGGCCAAGUAAAGCAGGAUGACGCAGAGAUUGGUAAGAGGGGCAUGGCUCCGCCAGAUAGAAUUGAACAAGAUCAGAAGCCAUCCAAUGAUAAGACUAUCAAAAUUGACUCAGAGCAGUUAGCUGGUGGAUACCAGUCUGUGGAGAAGAAAAUUAAGAAGAAAAGGAAGAGUAAAACGCUGGAGGAAAAUGUGAAUGUGGAUGUACCUAUGUUGUCAACAGGAGAAAAGAACAAGUCCAGCUUGGAAUCCGGGGAUAAGAAUUCAGAUGCCAAGUUAUCUCAAACAAGAACCUUGUCUAAUGGAUUAAUUAUUGAAGAGCUAGAAAUGGGUAAACCUGAUGGCAAAAUGGCUGCUCCAGGGAAAAAGGUCAAAGUCAAUUACCUUGGUAAGCUAAGGGAGAACGGAAAAGUUAUUGACUCGAAUAUUGGCAAACCGCCCUAUAAGUUUCGCCUAGGUACUGAAAAAGUUAUAGACGGAUGGAAUGUUGGUCUUGAUGGUAUGCGAGUUGGUGAGAAAAGAAGGCUCUUUAUCCCACCAUCAAUGGGAUAUGGAAGUGAAGGAGCUGGUGAGAAUAUACCACCAAAUUCUUGGCUGGUAUAUGAAGUUGAAUUGGUUGAUGUCCGCUGAUUCAACUGAUUCGUUGUUGUAGAUUUAACCUGAAAAAGAGCUCAUUUUUGUGCUAGAUUGGUGGGGAGAUCAUUUUAUGACAAAAUGAGCUAUAUUGGUUUUUUGUUUUUUGUUUUUUUUCAAGCUACAAUAUGGCGAGGGGUAGUUGUAUGGUAGAAAUGAGCUAUUAGUUGUAUGAUAGAAAUGAGCUCUCUGUUUUGUGAUUCAAAACUGCAACAUGGUGAUGGGUAAUCUUAAUUCUUAUAUGAUAGGAUGAGCCUCAUUUGUGAUUCAAAA
Messenger RNA from Cornus florida, 3771 nucleotides. RefSeq names its product peptidyl-prolyl cis-trans isomerase FKBP43-like. Gene Ontology annotation, molecular function: peptidyl-prolyl cis-trans isomerase activity. NCBI's taxonomy places the organism in Eukaryota, Viridiplantae, Streptophyta, Magnoliopsida, Cornales, Cornaceae. The transcript has 13 exons. The record is from RefSeq and is a predicted model, not a curated record. Bases 1405 to 3495 code for a protein of 696 amino acids.